This is a messenger RNA of Fukomys damarensis (Damara mole-rat), 1265 nucleotides long. Its product is annotated as oxidized low-density lipoprotein receptor 1. Gene Ontology annotation, cellular component: plasma membrane; signaling receptor complex. The transcript is spliced from 6 exons. The coding region runs from base 7 to 831 and encodes 274 amino acids. Gene Ontology annotation, biological process: inflammatory response; lipoprotein metabolic process; cell death. Gene Ontology annotation, molecular function: low-density lipoprotein particle receptor activity. Lineage: Eukaryota; Metazoa; Chordata; Mammalia; Rodentia; Bathyergidae. The record is from RefSeq and is a predicted model, not a curated record.
UUGGAAAUGACUUUUGAUGAUCUCAAGAUGAACUCUAUGAAGGACCAGCCAGAUCAGAAGUCAUUUGGAAAGAAAGCUAAAGGUCUUCGUCUCCUUUCUUCUCCGUGCUGGUGCCCCGCUGCCAUAACUCUGGGCAUCCUUAGCCUGGGAUUGUUGGUGACCCUUAUAUUGCUGAGGAAGCAACUAUUUCAGGUAUCUGACCUCCUAAAACAAAGCCAAGCAAACCUGACUCACCAGGAAAAUAUCCUGAAAGGACAGCUGUUAGCCCAGCAGCAAGCAGAGAAACGUUGGCAGAAUUCACAGAGGGAGCUCAGAAGAAUGAUAGAUACCCUUUACCAGAAGCUGGACGAGAGGUCCAAAGAGAAAAUAGAACUUCACAAGCAGAACCUGGGUCUCCAAGAAGCUCUGGCGAGAACGGAAAAUUAUUCAGGGCCUUGUCCGCAGGACUGGAUCUGGCAUGGAGAAAACUGCUACUUAUUUUCCUCGGGAAUGUUUAAUUGGCAAAAGAGUAGCAAGAACUGCUCAGCUUUGGGUGCUCAGUUGCUGAAAAUUAAUAACAAGGGUGACCUGGAUUUCAUCCGGGAAGCCACCUCCCAUUCUAAUCUCCCAUUCUGGAUGGGACUGAGACUGCAGAAGCCCGGGAAUUUGUGGCACUGGGAGGACAGUUCUCCUCUGAGGCCCCACUUGUUUAAACUUCAAGGUGCUUUUCCUAACAUGUACUCUUCAGAUACUUGUGCGUAUAUACAACGGGGAGAUGUUUUCCGUGAAAACUGUAUUUUAAUUGCCACCCCUAUAUGUCAGAAGUCAGCAGAUCUGUUGUGGACACAAUAAAUCUAAAAAAGCUGGACAAAAAAGGGAAGGUCUUUCAAUUUUUCCUGGAAGUGGACUAUUUUUCACAUCUUGGGAGCAAACCAUGAAGGCUUUGAGAACUGACAGUUAUAACCAGCUUUAGUACUCCUUGGCAGAGCCUCAGAGUGGACUCAUUGGAGGCUAAGACUGGAGCUUCAUUGGAGGCUGCCUGACACCUUCAGAUCAAGAGCUGCAAUUCUAUUCGUCCAUGUUUGUGUUUUUCAAGCAGUCUGUCCCAAGCCUCCUGCCAACCUUCAGGCCUUUCUGUCCUCCUCUAUUUCAAAAAUCGACCCCUCACUGAGCUUGGGAAACUACUAUCCUGAAGCUUCUGUACCUCAGUGCUGACUUCUGCAACUACGUGCCCAGCUGCAUGAGGAAGGCAAAAAAGGAUAAAUGGGCCCUGAACAGUGCGCGUG